Molecule: messenger RNA, 522 nt
Organism: Pistacia vera
Lineage: Eukaryota; Viridiplantae; Streptophyta; Magnoliopsida; Sapindales; Anacardiaceae
Exons: 1
Coding region: 1-522 (173 amino acids)
Source: RefSeq, a predicted model, not a curated record
AUGGUGGAGAUACCGUCUAGCGGAAGUUUCCUAAACAUCGAUUAUGUUACGAAUGUAACAGAUGCAAUCGAAGCAUGGGAAACUGUUAACUGGGUUCAUAUUCAAAACAAGAACUUUGGACUCAGUGAUACUUACAGGUUUCUAAGAUCCACACUGCAGGGAGCUGCAGGAAGCUUUUGGAGAAGUCUAAAAGCUGGUACGGGUCUGUUAGAUACUGUAGGUGACUUGAAGAACAGAGAGGCUAUCUUUGCACUCUUCAAGGAUAUGCUCUGUCGAGAAUUUACUGGGAUAACAAUUACCAGUAGGAAUCUCACAAAGGUAGUUGCCUUAGAAGCUUUAACAAAGCUUAGGCUUUGUGACAUGUGUCUGUUUGAAAAUUUCGUUUGUGAGUAUAGACGAUAUUUUUAUCAGUUGCUUGGUGGCACACAGGAAGUCAUGAAGAAUACUUUCUUUGCUAAGCUUCCCCCAGGAUGGGAUAAGGCAGCAAACGAGGCGUUUAAGCUUCUACUUGAAAAGAAUUAG